Molecule: messenger RNA, 779 nt
Organism: Neolamprologus brichardi
Lineage: Eukaryota; Metazoa; Chordata; Actinopteri; Cichliformes; Cichlidae
Product: lipocalin-like
Molecular function (GO): small molecule binding
Source: RefSeq, a predicted model, not a curated record
AGCUGUUGUUGGGGAGAUAAUCUCACUCUUCUAUAUAAAGAAUCACCAGGCAGCAACUUCCAGAUCUUCAUUUGCGAUCUCCUCCAUCAUCAUUUCUCCACUUAUCAGCAGCUAUGGCUUCACUUCGCACCCUUCUGGGAGUGGUACUGUGCUCCUUCAUGGUUUCUUCUUCUGAAAUCCUACCUCAGGCAGACUUUGAUUUACAGGCGAUGGCAGGUAAGUGGUACCGCACUGGAAUUUGCUCUAAUGGCCAGUGGUUUGUCAGUCACAAAGCCAAUAUGAAGACCGGCACAGCCAUCAUUAAACCAACUGAAGAUGGAGGUCUUGAGUUCUCGUUCUCCAGUCUUAUUAAUGAUACAUGUCAGAAAAUGGAGAAUUUAGCCAACAAGACCGAGGUGCCUGGAAAAUUCACAUUCGAGAGUCUGUACUGGGGGGUGAGUGACAUGCGUAUGGUUGAUGUGAAGUAUGAUGAGUACGCCCUGACCUAUUCCUUCAACACCAGAGGGAAUGAAACCUUUGUCAUUAACAGACUAUUUGGACGUAGUUUGGACCUCAGCGAUGAGGUGCAGGAGAAGUUCAGGCAGUUCUGCUUGCAGACCGGCAUCCUUCCUGAAAAUACUGUCCUUCUUCCUAAAAGCGAGGAGUGUCCACUUGCCUAACCUUCUGUCCCACCGAUCGUCUCACCGGUACUGCAUGAAGAUCUUACACCCUCUGUUAUGGAAAUGUGCCUGAGCGCCAUCUUGAGAUGUUUUUAACAAUAAAAAUGCAAACAUCGAGAA